Messenger RNA from Oppiella nova, 2343 nucleotides. NCBI's taxonomy places the organism in Eukaryota, Metazoa, Arthropoda, Arachnida, Sarcoptiformes, Oppiidae. The record is from the annotation of a GenBank genome assembly.
AUGCAAUGUCUGAAAGGGUUGGCCCAAAAGCACGACAUCUCUAUCAUAGCGUCCAUACAUCAGCCCAACACCGAUGUCCUCCACCUCUGCGACCGACUGUACGUACUGUCCAAAGGGGGUCACUGUGUGUAUUGGGGCCCUCCCGACAAACUGCCCCAACAUCUCAACUCAUGCGGCAUUACCUGUGAUGAGGAUCAGGUGCCCAUCGAAACACUCAUCACAAUCGCUUCCAAAGGUAUGAGUGAUCCAGUGGUUCAUGAAUUAAGAGCCAAAACCACAUCCCGGGCCAAACAGGAGGUACAGGAGGUGUUCAGUCAGACAGACGUCGCUCUAAUUCAACACAAGAAGAAGUGGUUUUCAUUUCAAGACAUUUAUCUCCUGUUGUGUCGGCAGUCGACUGAAGUAUAUUCAUAUCGUUGGCGACAGAUAUCGGCAAAGACUGUGCUAUUCAUCGGUAUUUCGUUAGCCUUCUCGCUGUCCGUCAACUCAUCGGUCGGCCGUUACGACGACUGCGUGUCGCUGACGACCUCCCUGUCCGCUGGGAAUGACACGAGUUGUCUACAGAUGGCCGACAGGGACUUCAUGGUCGACCAGAAUGUCAAUUAUCUGUUGAACACUUUGUGGACAUUCGCUGUACUCCAGAGUGUGGUAACGGUGUCCGAAAAGAUCAUCGCCCUUAAGAUCAUGGCUAAUGAACACCAGAAUAUGUGGUACAGCAGUGGUGUAUAUUUCGUAACCGAAACAUUGGCCGACUUGGUAUCGGUGACCAUGAAUGCCGGCGCCAGUGCGGCCAUACUGUUUUUUGUGUCUAACCAACCAAAUGAGCUUGGUGGUAAUCGACGAUUUCUAAAUUAUAUGCUCGCUUUCCAGCUUAAUCUCCACGGUUUCGACGCGUUCGCACAUUUAGUAUCCAUUAUUUUCUACAAAUACAAGUCCAUGUGUUUUAUGAUUGACCUUGUUUACACCAUAAUUACCGGAGUUAUUAAUAACGUAUUUAUGGACUUACACACAAUGCCAGCGUUUGUACGUAAACUGAGUGACCUAUCGGUGUUUAAGUUGACCACCGAUGCUGUUAUGAUCGCCAUAUAUGGUAUGGACAGGUGUCCCACCAAUUGGUUCUCGCAAUCACUUUUUCGGUCUCAUAUUAAAAACAAAGUGUCCGUUCGUAAUACUGUUGACACGAUUAUGAGUCCGGACGUCGACUGUCCCACAGAGUCGGCGCCGGUAUUGAGUAUCGCGUGGAUUGACAUGACUUUGAAAUCAAGACAAACGCUGUUUUCGUCCGAAAAGCUGAUUCUCCGGCGAAUCAAAGGUGUCGUAGAGUUUGGGUCAAUGACUGCACUCAUGGGUCCGUCCGGUGCGGGAAAGACAUCUCUACUGAAAGCACUGAAUGGUAUGAAUAGCCGUCUGAUGACCAAAGAGUCGGCCAUCCAUUUGAAUGUCGAGACGGGUGUCAGGACUUGCUUUAUAGCUCAGGACCAGAGGGAACACCUCAUGUCUGGACUGUCCGUAAAGCAGGCGUUGAUAUACGCGUCGAAACUGAAGAACGGGUCGUUUGAGGGACGGGUCGAUCACGAGAGCAAUGUAUGGCAACUGAUGGACGAGUUGGCCAUCUCUGACAUAUCGGCCAUUAAUGUGGAAAAGUGUAGUUCCGGUCAACAGAAGAGGAUAGUAAUGGCGAUGGAAAUGACGGCACAAUUGAAGCCAAACCUCAUUUGUGUCGACGAACCGACCUCUGGAGUCGACUCCUAUUCCGCUCUUUUGAUGAUCCAAUGUUUCAAACGCCUGUCCCAUAGGCACCGGCUGUCAAUCAUAACAUCCAUACAUCAGCCAAACGUUGAGAUCAUUGUGUUAUUCAAUAGACUCUAUAUAUUAGCCAAAGGAGGGCUAACCGUAUACUCCGGUCCCCCAUACGGUCUGAGACAACAUCUCAGCGAUUGUCACAUCCUUUGCACCGAAAAUCAAAUACCGAUUGAAGUGUUGAUGAAAAUUGCGGCCAUAGGUGUGGACAAUGAGGCCGUCAUUGAUAUGUCCGAUAAGACUACGAAAGAGAUGCAAGAAUACGACGAUAUGAUUGCCACUCAACUCAAACACUUUCCUAAAGGGAUUCCUAUUCAGCGGAAAGGGAUGUCUUUUGGCGAGUGUUGGCACCUAAUGGGCCGGGCGUUGACCAACACAUUGAGAUCCAACUGGAAGUUCAUUGGCGUCCAAGUGAUAGCUUAUGUAUCUUUGGGCGGAUUUUUUCGGGCCUUAUAUGACGAGCCCCUGGAUCGGGCGGUCGGGUGUCAGCCCCUGACGGCCGGACACUGCGAUCUCAGCGCCAAAGCCAUUGAAGACACGAAA